Messenger RNA from Penicillium verhagenii, 1935 nucleotides. Its product is annotated as FluG domain protein. NCBI's taxonomy places the organism in Eukaryota, Fungi, Ascomycota, Eurotiomycetes, Eurotiales, Aspergillaceae. Bases 1 to 1935 code for a protein of 644 amino acids. The transcript has 6 exons. The record is from RefSeq and is a predicted model, not a curated record.
AUGGCCCCCCAAAGGUCAGAGAAGCGGAUAAGAGACUGGAAUGCGUUUCUCCUCCAGCCGGAUCCAAAAGUCACGACUAACAAAGUCGGAUCGACAAAGGAACGGAUAAAGGGAAUUCAUCAUAACUUUCAGAAAUGGGUACAAGAACUUCCAAAUAAAGACUACAAAUAUUGGCUCGAAAACAUCACCCUGAGGGCCAUCCAAGGGUUCUUUGAAUGGUAUCUAGAUGAGCAUAACAUAAACUACAGGUCUAGCUUCAUGACAAUUGUGCGCUUUUUCAGAAUAUACUGGAUGGAUGAAAGGGGCGUUUGCCUUCCUUACCAACUUGGGAAAGAUAUUUCUUCGCUGGCACAAUCAAUGGCCAUAGAAUAUGAGCUCGACAAGACUGCCAAGGAACAACCACCAUUUAGUAUCAACGAGGUGUUCGUUGUCACGCGUCAUUUAGUGGCCGCUUGCGAUAUAGCAUUUCCCACGUUCCGGGUUCUUUUCCAAUUAAAUACACUCCGGAAAAUGAUGGUAUCUACUUCAGCCCGACCUGGGACCCUUGUGCUAUCCUCCUGUUACAAGGAGGAAAAUGAUGCGCUGAAAUGGAAAGAUAUUGAUCUUUACAUGGUGAAGCACCCCGAAUAUUCUAAUGCCCAAGUUCUUCUUAUGAGGGCUAGGCACAGGCUCAACAAAGGAAAGAGAAAUCAAGGGGCUCCGCCUACAUUCACUUAUACCGAAAGAAAUGACAAUCUCGGGCUUUGCGUUAUUCAGGACAUACUUAUGUAUGCCUUUCUUGAUGACGCAUUUGCAAGCCAGCAUAUCAAAUGCCCUCGAGAUAUUUGGCGCUUUACAACCGUUCCAGACCAUCGCCACAGCACACCUAUUCAUUUUAAGGAUAUCGGCUUUUCAUAUACUCAGGCGCAGGAAUACGAAAAAAAAGCUAGUACACAGGCUGGGUUCCCAGAUGAGGGAUCGCUCUAUAAAUACCGGAAAGGUGCAGCUGAAAACUUAAGGAACCUUGACGAGCACUCCCGUAAUAUAAUUAUGGGUCAUCGAAAAAGCGCAACUUUCUCGAAUUACAUGUCCGUCUUCAAUGACACUCAAUCGAUUUUUAUGCAAACUCCGACUAGGGAUUCUUUGUUGAAUCUCGCUUGCCAUGGAAAUCUAACACGAGAUGCAUCAGCGCCACUUCACCUGAACGAUGAGCAAAAAGAGUCUAUCGAAAUGGAUACCGAGCUACAAGACUUGAAAAGGGCGGCUAAGUCGAGCAAAGAUGAACUCAUAUCGGAAUUUCAUAAAUUAAACAAAGCGGAGGAAGCCUCCGAUCCGCGAUUCCGUGAACUGAAGCGAUUACAGCAAGAAAUCAGGACGAGAAGAAAGAAAUUAGUACGCCAGGCCCAAAAGGCUGCCCGGAAAGAAUUCUUCGAUAGUAUUGGGAACCAAAUCAUUGAGCAAAACCACCAUGGUACUCCGAUUACCUUCACACCAGACGUCAGUCAUAUACAACCGGAAAGAAUAGCCCUUGCCGAGCUUGAAUUCAAGAACAGGGAUGUCGAUACCAUUGAUGAUACGGAAUUGAUUGAAGACCGCAUUCGAUCUCUUGAGCUACGACUGAAAUUGAACAGCCUUCAUAUGCCGAAGGCCUUGAAAAACCGAGUUGUGUUUAAGGAUGGAUUGAAGGGAGAAUUGAAAGAAGUAGUGGUCCCCACAGAAAGCUCGUCUGGGCUAGAAUGUCCUGUGUGUCUGGGGAGCACUGGCUUGGAUCCCAAUGCCAGGCGCUACAAGUACUCACGAAAGGAUGUACUUCAGGCUCAUUUCAAGACUCAUCGCCUACCAUUCAUAUUUGAAAAGCGCGGUCGGAAAUGCGAUUGGCCAGGUUGCCCUGAAGUCUUUUUCACACUUGCGCGAUAUAAACUUCACCUUGCAAACAUCCACAAGAUUCCUUUAUAA